Messenger RNA from Rhizopus microsporus ATCC 52813, 3236 nucleotides. Its product is annotated as DNA polymerase gamma. Bases 66 to 3125 code for a protein of 1019 amino acids. Gene Ontology annotation, cellular component: mitochondrion; gamma DNA polymerase complex. The record is from RefSeq and is a predicted model, not a curated record. Gene Ontology annotation, molecular function: DNA binding; DNA-directed DNA polymerase activity; 3'-5' exonuclease activity. Gene Ontology annotation, biological process: mitochondrial DNA replication. The transcript has 3 exons. NCBI's taxonomy places the organism in Eukaryota, Fungi, Mucoromycota, Mucoromycetes, Mucorales, Rhizopodaceae.
GACAAUGCAAACAAUGGAAAUGCUGAGAAAUUAAAAAAUCUUUUAUUUUUUUUUCUGACAGUUAAAUGAUCAGUAGAUCUACUUUACAACAAACAGUGAAAUGUACACGUUAUAGAGCACAUAAUUGUACAAGGUUCUUGUCUACAAAUAAUGUUAAAAUAAACCCUGCGCACGUCCAGCUACUUUCUCCAAGCUUACACGCUCAACUAUUCGAACCUUACGAGUCUCAAGAAUCAAAGAUUAAUAACCAGGAAUAUUCUUUAAAGAAGAAAUACGCUGAGGAACAUCUUAAACUGCAGGGUAUCUGGGGCAAGACACCACAGAAAGAGGAUCCUAUUGAUGUCAAACUGCCAAAGCUCAUGGGAAAAAAUCUGGAAGAACACUUUAUACGAAUUGGGCUUGAACAGGCAGAACCUUAUUUAUCACAAUGUGAAAAGCUUGUCUCGAUUGAUAUACCACCGACACCCACUCAGUGGAAGAAAACAGCCGGAUGGACACGUUAUGGAAAGGAUGGAACAAUAACAGCUGUAGGUUACCCACUUGAAGAUACCAUGGUCUUUGAUGUAGAAGUGUUGAUGUCUGAAGGAAAUUAUCCAACAAUUGCCGUUGCGGCCUCAGAGGAAGCGUGGUAUUCAUGGACCUCACCCUAUUUACUUGACCAGACAAAAAGCAAAGAGCAGUUGAUACCCUUUGGAAGAAGAGACGACAAGAGGAUCAUCGUUGGGCAUAACGUAGGAUACGAUCGAGCGAGGAUUGCAGAAGAGUAUAGUCGAAUGGAUUCAAAUAUCAGAUAUGUUGACACGAUGAGUCUGCAUAUUGCAGUAUCUGGUUUAUGCUCUCAACAACGACCUGCAUGGAAUGCUGAAUUGAGACGCAGAGAUCAAGAAUCGUCAUCAAACGAGCAGACAUUCUUUGACGUGAGCUCUUUGAACAGCCUGAAGGACGUUGCAAAAUUUCAUUGUAAAAUAAAUAUCGAUAAAUCUCAGCGAUCUAUCUUUGAAACCGGCAGUCUAUCGGAUGUACACACUCAAUUUAAUGAACUUAUGGAUUAUUGUGCAAAGGAUGUUGCUCUAACCCAUGCUGUCUAUAAAGCCGUGUUUCCCAUCUUUCGCAAGAACUGUCCACAUCCUGUUUCCUUUGCUGGUAUGCUUCAUAUGGGUAGCUCCUUUUUGACAGUAACAGAGCGGUGGGAAGACUAUUUGCAAAAGUCUUCAGGGAAGCAUAAAGAACUAAGCGACAUGCUUGAUGUAAAAAUACGCGAUUUGGCGGAAAAGGCAAGAGUACUCGUAGAUGACCCGGUGAUCUGGCAGAAUGACCCUUGGCUAAGCCAGCUGGAUUGGUUUGUCAAUCCUAGACAGAGGAAAUUGAAAGGAUCACCAAAAUGGUAUAAAGAUGCAUAUGAUACCAAGACAGCUACUUUGAAAAUAUCCACACGGUCACGCAUUGCUCCGAUCUUGCUACGGUUAAAGUGGAACGGAUACCCUUUACACUAUAUACCAAGUAACGGAUGGUGCUACAAGAUACUUAACUCAGAGGUGGCGGUGGAUCAAAGCAGUAAGGCAGCAGCAAGAGACGACACAUAUCACUAUUUCAAGGUACCUCACAAGGAUGGUGAAGAUGCGAAUUGCGGAAACCCUUUAGCCAAGAGCUACAUCAGUUCAUUUGAAGACAAAAUCCUUACUUCAGAAUACGAAGCAGCUAGAGAAGCCCUUGAAUUAAACGCAACAUCAGCUUAUUGGAUCAGUUCAAGGGAAAGAAUUCUUGGCCAGUUUGUCGUUUGGGAUUCGAAUUCAUCGGUUCAUAUGCAUCUGCCUCAAAAAUCAGAAGGAAAGUAUGGUAUGAUUUUACCGCAGAUGGUUACCAUGGGCACCAUCACUCGACGUGCUGUUGAAAAAACAUGGCUGACUGCAAGCAACGCCAAAAAGAAUCGUAUUGGAUCAGAGCUAAAGUCCAUGGUGCAGGCACCAGAAGGAUACAAGAUUGUAGGCGCAGACGUUGAUUCCGAAGAACUCUGGAUAUCUAGUGUUAUCGGUGACGCACAGUUUGGCUUUCAUGGCGCAACUGCCUUAGGCUGGAUGACCCUUCAAGGCUCAAAGUCAGAAGGCACGGAUCUCCACUCAAAAACAGCCAAUAUUUUAGGCAUCAGUCGAGAUAAAGCAAAGAUAUUCAACUAUGCCAGAAUUUAUGGAGCUGGCGUAAAGUACGCGACGAGCUUACUGUCGCAAUAUAGCCAAGGUAUCGAUCAAAAGACAGCGGAACAGCGUGCGCUGGAGCUGUAUUCAGAAACCAAAGGUGAAAAGGAACACUCUUCGAAAAACAUAUUCAAGCGCACUUUCUGGCACGGUGGUUCGGAAAGCUACAUGUUUAAUGCACUUGAAGAUAUAGCCUUGUCCCGAGAACCACGUACACCCGUUCUGCACUGCGCCAUCACCGAUGCUUUAAAACCUCAAUACGCGAAGGCUCAAUUUUUGACGUCAAGAGUCAACUGGGUCGUUCAGAGUUCAGGAGUGGAUUAUUUACACCUUUUGAUCGUCUCGAUGAAUCAUUUGAUAAGGCGGUAUAACAUUAAUGCAAGAUUUAUGCUUUCGGUUCAUGACGAGGUGCGGUAUUUGUCAAGCGCAGAGGAUAAGCAGCGAACUGCAUUUGCUUUGCAAGUAGCCAAUAUCUGGACUAGAGCCUUCUUUAGUUACAAGCUGGGUAUUCAUAAUCUGCCUCAAAGUGUUGCUUUCUUUUCUGCUGUGGAUAUAGAUCAUGUUUUACGAAAAGAACCCAAUAUGCCCUGCUUGACGCCUUCAAAUGAAGAGAAAAUAUCAGAAGGAGUCAGUUGCAGUUUAUUAGACACUAUUCGCGAACUCGAAGCGGACAUGGGGCCUGCGAACAACUUGGAAUGCCUCUUGGGUAAUUCAGAGUCAUUAGAACAAAUGAAGAUUGAUGAAAAGACUAUCAAGAGCUUGAUGGAUAAGACCAAGAAACGAAAAACCAAGGUCGACUUGAAUUUCAUCAAGGCUCAAAUGUAUAAAGAUUACAAAAACCAUUUUGAACAAACAUUGAAAGGAAAUAGAGAGACAGAAGAGGUAAUCAGAUGCGGAGAUGAUUUAGAAGCAAUAUAUAUGGACGCAUAUUAGAACAAUAGAAUGUAGAUAACUGUAAGAUAAAUAUACCACAUCUCCUCCCCUUUAUUAGUCGUCUAGUCCCUUUGAAUGUGAAAUUGAGAAAUUGUGUAUAUUUGCUCUAAU